AUGAAUAACAAGUAAUUCAAAAAAAAAAGAAUACAUGAAGUUAACUAUGCUCAAAAAGUAUUGAACUCAAUCCAACCUGAUAUUCAAAAUAUCAAAUUGAAUUAAAAUUUAUUUCAUGCUCAAUAAGUAGCAAGACAUUCUUCAACUCUAAUUAAGGAUAUUCAAAAAGAUGUUAGAUAAACUCUCAAAAAAUAUGAUUCAUAAUAUAAGUUAAGUGAAUCAAACAGAAAAUACACAUUCACAGAUUCUGCAAGAAAAUAUUAAAGUGAAAUUCCUCAACCAACAUAAUUAUCAACAGAGAAAGAAUUGGAAUCUUUAAAGUAAUAAUAAAAAAUCUUAGUUACCCUAUUGAAUAAUCUCUAAAAAUAGGAAUAGCUUAUAUUAAACUAAUCUACUUAACGUCAAGAACAAUAACCAUAAUUAUAAUGCAUAGAUAAACAAUGGUACUAAUAAAAAGAAAAACAAUUAUUAGAUCUCAAAAAAAAAUAAGUCUAGAUAAGCUAACCUUAUAAAAAAAAAAAUGAUAAAGCCGAUGUUAUUUAAUUAGACAUAAGUAAACUUAAAAAAUCGCCUCAUAAUAAGUCAAAUACAUCCCAAAAUUUUUUUAGUUCGCGUGAUAAAGAUAUCAAACUUUCUAGCAUUCCUAGUCUGAAAUAAACUAAAGCUUAUACAAAAGCGAAUUAAAAACAUUCGGUUUCCCCAAAAAAAUGGGAGUAAUAUGGAGUAAUAAAUAAAAAAAAUUAAUAAAUAAGUUCAAAAAGCAUUAACAAAUUUGAACAACAUAUAUAUCAAAACGAAAAUAAUCUUCAUCACAGUGAGAAACUGAAAAAAGGAUUGGAAAUCAAAACUGAAACUAUGAAUCCAAGAGAUUAUCAAUAUAACAAGGAGUUUUCAAAUGAUCUAAAUGAUUUAAUAUACCUAAUUGAUGAUUUGAAUGAGUUUAAUAAAAAAUCUAAAAGAUUUUCAAUUUAAAAAUGA
Messenger RNA from Paramecium sonneborni, 978 nucleotides. Lineage: Eukaryota; Ciliophora; Oligohymenophorea; Peniculida; Parameciidae. The record is from the annotation of a GenBank genome assembly.